AUGGGGAAGGCUUUGAAGAAACGAGAGAGGAAUGGGGGUCUUGUCGCUGUUACAAUUGAUGAAUACAAUACAGAGACGUGCAACAAUUGCCAAGCGAAGAAUUUAGCGCCUGCAAAUCACACUCGCAGCUACAGCGUACAGGUCUGUAGAAUCUGCAAUACACUGUGGCAGCGAGAUGUUAAUGAUGCAAAAAAUAUGAUAACAAUUGCUUUUUCAACUUGGAGAGGAACCCAUCGACAAACCGCCUUUCAAAGUUCUGAUAAAGGCAAGCAAGCAGCAAACAGCAACAGCAGCAGCAACAAUAACAACAACAAUCCCGUCACUAACAUAAGCAGUUUGUCUCUUUGA
Molecule: messenger RNA, 348 nt
Organism: Phycomyces blakesleeanus NRRL 1555(-)
Lineage: Eukaryota; Fungi; Mucoromycota; Mucoromycetes; Mucorales; Phycomycetaceae
Exons: 1
Coding region: 1-348 (115 amino acids)
Source: RefSeq, a predicted model, not a curated record